Messenger RNA from Penicillium cataractarum, 1086 nucleotides. RefSeq lists its product as uncharacterized. Lineage: Eukaryota; Fungi; Ascomycota; Eurotiomycetes; Eurotiales; Aspergillaceae. The transcript has a single exon. The record is from RefSeq and is a predicted model, not a curated record. Bases 1 to 1086 code for a protein of 361 amino acids.
AUGGCCCUCAGGACGAUCUUUUUGAUGGGUGCACCAUUGCCUAGUAGCCUGGACUGGGAAAACGAUGAACUACUCAACGGUGCUAUACAACCAUUUCAAGGCACAGACACCAUCCACGAGCAUGAGAUAUCAACCAUUCAAAGCGAAGACUCCGUCAAAUGGAGAGUUCUCCAACCUCUUCACAUCGAGCAUCCCACAAGCUACUAUGAAUUCUACCAUGGACAACAGAAUCCAAGCUUUCUGACGACAGCCCAGCUGGUAGAAGCUGAUCAUGAGUCGAUGAACGAGGACUCGAUUAUCUCGGAGUUUUAUGACCAUUCGUUCGCGGUGCAUGAAACGUCAGAGAUAUCUAUCUCGGGGCUACGAGAGGAGGAAUCUACGCAGGAGAGCGGAGACCUGCUCUCUUGUAUAGAUGGAGCCUCCACAAGGGCGGCAGCAGAAGUAAAUGACCUUGAAAUACCUCGGUCUCUACAGAUUUCUGGCCUGAUUAGGGAUCUACAACACCUUCCCACAGCAGGAUAUCUCCAGUCCAUCACACCACAGACAAUGACGGUCAACUUGAUCGUGGGGAUCAUUGCGAUCCACCCCCCUCGUCGCGUGGUGACACGACAACGGAAGACCGAGCUCGACAUCAUUGAGUUGAUAGUUGCCGACGAGACUCGGACGGGGUUCGGUGUCAACUUCUGGAUUCCAGCCCAAACGUCCAUUUCUUGCAAGACCCAAGACGCAGAUCGACUCGGCCGUUCACUAGCCAUGCUCCGCCCACGAGACAUCAUCUUGCUCCACACCGUCGGGCUCAGUUCAUUCCGGGAGCAGGUUUACGGACAAAGUCUGCGGGGAGGAAUGACCAGAGUCGAAUUGCUACAUCGACAACCGGUGGAUGCGACGGAUACGGCUGGAUUCUACAAGGGCGAUUUGCGACGGGAUAGCUCCUACGAUCACGCCGAUCUGCCGCUGCAGAAAGCUCGCCGAGUUCGAGAAUGGGUCCUCCAAUUUGUGGGAGCAACGGAUGAAGCAGGCGGUGGCCCAUCAGGAAUGUCUCAGACACAACGUGGCCACCAGCGGCUGCCCCCGGACACUCAAUGA